Messenger RNA from Talaromyces rugulosus, 849 nucleotides. RefSeq lists its product as uncharacterized. The transcript has 4 exons. The coding region runs from base 1 to 849 and encodes 282 amino acids. NCBI's taxonomy places the organism in Eukaryota, Fungi, Ascomycota, Eurotiomycetes, Eurotiales, Trichocomaceae. The record is from RefSeq and is a predicted model, not a curated record.
AUGGAUCCCUCACAACGGAAUGCGAGGUCUAGACCUCUCCAAGCAGAUGUUGCUUUGGGAAUACUCGUUAAGUGUGCCAACGACGUCAAAUUUGUUCGCCAUCUGAGUGACGCAGAGAAGCGCCGCGUCGAUGAAGCUGUCGAGAUCCUUAUAUUCGUUCAGACUACAUCAAAACGGAAGAAAUAUAGAACUUUCCUCUAUUCUCUGCUUGCAAAGAAGAUUCCUCAUUUGGUAUUCUUGUCUGCAGUGGCUCUUGGACAGUCUAGAGUUGUAGAUAUGAAGAAGGGCGAACGAAUAAGACUGAUUGGACUUAUGGAGGGGAACCAUCAGCUUCGCGAUACUAUUUUUCGGUCUCUCGCUAUUGACUACAAGGUGCCUCAGUCUAUUGAUGAGCUAGCCAUAUUGGCAAAUGCUAAUAGCGAAAUAUCCUCUGAAACCCGAUGCGUAGCAGGUGUUGAAGAUAGCACUGAAGAGCAAAGAAAUCAAAGACUGCCAUUCAAUCAAGAACUGCCAGCGAUGCUAGCAAAAGAUCAAGCAGAGGGGAUCGAUCACACUCGUAACGCAAACACUGGGAGGCAGAUUCAAUUUAUGUAUUCUAAAUCACCGGCCGACCACAUACCAUAUCUGAGGGACCUUAUCAUUGACGCUGUCCAAACCAGCCGCCAGUGGAAGACAGAGCGAGAAGCAGGGGAGUUAACAACGGAUUGCCUCACGACGAUGAUCCCCGAAGAUGUUAAUGAAGACAUAUCAAUCACAUUGUGGGUGGGACAAAGUGCAGGACUGGCGCUGUUGGACGUGUUGAAAUUACAGCCUACUUGGUCAUCUUUACUAGGACAUCUAGCACUUUAA